Durusdinium trenchii is the source of this 2328-nucleotide messenger RNA. NCBI's taxonomy places the organism in Eukaryota, Dinophyceae, Suessiales, Symbiodiniaceae. The record is from the annotation of a GenBank genome assembly.
CCCCUCGUUGCCCCUCUGAAAGCCCAAUCAGUUGGCCAAAUUGCGACAUGGACUUUCCCAUAGCUUAGCCCGACGCCAAAGGUUUGCUAGUCGAAGAUGAUGCGUGCAGAAACAGACCCAGCAGCAUCUAGCAGCAUUUCUAGCUCGAGCAUUGCAUCCGAAAAGAUAACUGAGCUUUUGGGAUGAUCAAGUAUGGCCAUGGAACGUGGGGGAUGCAGGUGCUUUGCAGGCUCCAAGGCUCAGUCGUUCCGAAGGCAUUGGUUUGGUCAGUGCCGUGUGCAUUGAUGAUGCUUAGCUCGAAGACUUCCUUUCUGAAUGUGUGUGUGUGAUUGUGAGUAUCACAGGAGCCGGUUCUCGUUCUUUUUGCGUUACUGUAAGGCGCAUGCAGUUUAGGAUUUGCAGUUUUGUCCAGUAAGCAGCCUGUGAGUCUUUGGCGAGCUGUAUCGCCACAGGACUACUCUUUUACACGUGUUUUUGCGGGACGCCAUGACAGAGACGAUUGGCACUGGAGGGGGCAUCGAGACCAUAUGGGCUGGAUAUACAUUCAUUCUUGGCUUCUUGAUUGUUUUCCGCAGCAACCAAGCAUAUUCUCGCUUUUGGGAGAGUGUGACCUUGACGCACAAGAUCCGGGGUCAAUGGACCAAUGCAUACAGCAAUCUGUUGGCCUUCUGCUCCACCGAUCAAGCUCGUGAGGAGGAAGUCUCCCACUUCAGGGAGUACUUGUUGAGAUUGAUGAGCUUGCUGCAUUGCUACGCACUCCAUCAGGUGUGCGAGAUGUCUGAUGAUAGACUUGAAGUUAUUGAUUUAAGUGGUCUGAGUCCAGACACUGUGGAUUUUCUGCAUUCAUGCACAAGCUCUGAUAGGGCUGAGACUGUCAUGUUGUGGAUUGAGCGGCUGGUGGUGGAAAAUGAUCAAAAGAAGCUGUUUGCAGUUGCGCCACCCGUCCUGAGCAGAGCCUUUCAGGAGCUCUCCGCUGGUAUGGUGAACAUAGCAGAACUGAAGAAGAUCGUUGAAGUUCCCUUUCCUUUUCCCUAUUCACAAUAUUUGUCUUUCAUGCUGGUCCUGCAGUGGUUGGUGAGCCCUCUGGUGGCCUGUCAACUGAUUUCAGAGUGGUGGUGGGCAGCAUCCACUGUCUGGCUCAUGUCCACCUCAUAUUGGACUUUGUUUUAUAUUGCGCAAGAGAUUGAUCAGCCUUUCGGGGAGGAUAGCAAUGACUUGCCAGUGGUUGAGCUGCAGCACGAGUUCAAUAAGAACUUGUUGCACUUGUCAUCGUCACAAUCCUAUGCACUUCCAGAUUUUGUGAGUGCCAUCGCGGUGAAGCGCACGACUUGUAUGAGCAUGGCACGGUUGACCUUGCAGAGUUCCAAACUUCAGGCAACUUCGAGCAGUGGUCCACUGUGCAAAGCUUUAGAGGAUCAGCUUCAACGAGAAGAACAAGUUGAAGAAGUCUUAGAACAAGAAAGAGAAGGUCGCCGGCCAAACAUGCGAAACAUGCCAGAGGCAGAAGAGGAGGAUUGUGCCAAAACCAUUGGCCAAGAGCCGCCGGCCCUCCCCGUCCUUGCCACUCACAAUAGCAGGAAUACCCUUCUGGGGCCUUGUGCAAUAGAGGCUGCAGCACAACGAGGAAUCCAGCCUGAGCAACCCAUUGAGCUUGAAAUCCUCCAAAGCCUUGUGAUGGAGCUGGCGGUUGAUUACAGCGAACCCGAGGACAUUCCUGCCCUCAUUGACGAAGCUCAUCAGCAACGGCAAACGUUGGCUGCAGCAUCGAUGGAGACCGUUGCGGCCCACCGGGUGGGCGGAAACGCGAUGUCCCUGAUAGAGCUGGUUCAACAUUUUCAAGACCUGGCCUUGGAAUUGGAGACCGGGGGCGGCGAGGAAAGACCUUUGGCUCGCGAAAAGAAGGACCUUGCUUUGGCAUACCUCCUUCAGUUGUUGACCGGGACUUUGAAGCGGCCACAUUCCGUGAGGAUCAACACCAUAUGAUGCGCAUGCUUUGCUCUCGUCCUUGGCGCCUUUCCAAAAUGCAGAGAUGAAAAUUUGUACUGCCAAAAGUUGCUGAUGCCGAAACGUCAAGGUAGGCCACAAUCUCAAGAUUGCUUGGAAGAAAUUGAAUAUAUAUAAUGUAUAUAUGUCUGGCGAUUGAGGUGUUUUUUGGGGUCAGCAGCCUGGCCAGCCAAUAUGGCCAGAUUUGUUGACUCGUUUCUCUCAAUCGUUUUCUUAAAACUAUUUGAUGUCAUUAUGUCAAAGGUCUGCGGAGAUGCCAAAGGCACAAUUUGACGAUCAAAGACCUUUCAUACCUUUUUCCAUCCUUUCCUGGACAUCGUCGAA